AUGUGGACUGCGUGGAGACGGUUUUUCCAUGCGUCGGCGAACGACGAUGCGUCCAGUCCCUCCUCGCUGUACGACGAGAAAUGCGGCGGGCUCGACAUCAACGUCACGGAAUCCAGUCCGCCAAAAGCGACUGGCGCGGUCAAAAUCGAGGCCGUGGAAGCUGUGGGCGGCCGGAAGGGACGAUAUCUCCUCUAUAUCGGCUUGGUCAUGGUUAUGGUCAUCUUUGAACUGGACAACUCCACCGUAGGGACUUAUCGCAACUUCGCGACAUCCGACUUCAAACAUCUUUCCGUGCUGGCCACGCUCAACACGGCGGCCAGUAUCAUUACCGCCGUCAGUAAACCGCCGAUAGCCAAAGUCUCGGACGUCUUGGGGCGGGCCGAGGCAUACAUCUUUACCAUCACAUGCUACAUUCUGUCGUACAUCCUCUGUGCAUCGUCCCAGACGUUCAGCAUCUAUGCGGGUGGCUACGUCUUCUAUUCCGUCGGCCAGGCCGGUACGGCCAUCCUCAACUCCACCGUCGUGUCGGACAUCUCGUCCAUGCGCUGGCGCGGCUUUGUCUACAACAUCCUGUACAUUCCCUUCCUGAUCACGCCCUGGGUGUCGGCAUUCAUCGUCGACAGCGUCGUCAAUGGCAUCGGAUGGCGCUGGGGGAUUGGCAUGUUCGCCAUCUUGAUGCCCUUCUGCGCCAGUUUCAUCAUUGUCACCCUCCUCGUGUUCGAACGACGGGCCAAGCGGUCGGGCCUCAUCCUGACGGAGAAACUGAAUCUCUUCACCUUCUGCUCGCGCAUCGAUCUGGGCGGCAUCAUCCUGUUGAGUGGCGGAUUUGCGUUGGUCCUGAUCCCCAUCACUCUGGCCGCCACGACAUCCGAUUGCUGGAAGACUCCGUGGGUCGACGCCUUGAUUGUGCUGGGGGGCAUCGCCCUGGCCUGUCUGUAUCCGUACGAGAAAUACUGCGCCCGCCACCCGGUCGUCCCCACCCACUACUUCCGUACCUUGUCCGUGGUGGUCUCUAUGGCCUUGGCAUGCGUGGACAACAUCGGGUUCGGAACCACCCAGACCUACCUGUACGUCUGGUCCAUGGUGUCCCACAACUUCUCGCCCCGCGAUGCCCAGUUUCUCAACUACACCAACAGCGUCAUGCAGGCGUUGGUGGGGAUGGGCACCGGGCUGCUCAUGUAUCGGCUCCGGUCGUACAAAUGGAUCGGGGUGGUCGGCGCCGCGAUUCGCAUGGUCGGGUACGGCGUCAUGGUCCGUCUGCGCACAAACGAGAGCUCCGUUGCGGAACUGUUCAUCGUCCAGCUGAUCCAGGGUGCGGGUAGCGGGAUGAUCGAGACGAUCGUAAUCGUCGCCGCUCAGAUCUCCGUGGCUCAUGCCGAGCUGGCCCAGGUCACGUCGCUCAUCCUGCUCGGAUCGUUCUUGGGCAAUGGCAUCGGCUCGGCCAUCGCCGGGGCCAUCUACUCCAACCAACUGCGUGACCGGCUGCGUUUGCAUCUGGGACACAGCGUCGACGAGGCUACCGUCGUCCGUCUGUACAACUCCAUUACAGACACGCUGCCCACGUGGGGGACGCCAGAGCGAAAUGCUGUCAACCGAGCUUAUUCCGAUGUCAUGGGGUACAUCACGAUCGCCGCGCUGGCGCUUUCCGCGCCCGUCGUGAUCCUCUCUCUACUACUACCGAAUAAGAGGCUCGGCGACGGACACAAUCUGGUCCAAGACAACCAAAGCGACGAUUCCCGUUCCUCCGACGAAACCCUGGUGGAUGAAAAGACCUGCGCCCGAUAA
Molecule: messenger RNA, 1785 nt
Organism: Aspergillus bombycis
Lineage: Eukaryota; Fungi; Ascomycota; Eurotiomycetes; Eurotiales; Aspergillaceae
Product: siderochrome-iron transporter
Exons: 6
Coding region: 1-1785 (594 amino acids)
Biological process (GO): transmembrane transport
Molecular function (GO): transmembrane transporter activity
Source: RefSeq, a predicted model, not a curated record